GAGUUUGCAAAACGUAUUUGUUGUUGUGUUGCUCGCUAACGAAUCCAAUAACUAUACUAUGCGAUCUGAGUUUGCGGCAUAAAAAUACAAAAAUUGCCAAUCAAAAGUGGAGGGCGAAAAACGCGAAAGGCAACGCUUGAAACGCCAGUGAAGUCGUGGCCAGUGAGGAGAUAACACCCAUUGUUGUUAUUAUUUAUUUAUUUUUUGCAUAUUUUUUUUAAACCGCUGUGCGGGAGUGCGUGGUGUGAUAGCAAAAAGUGAGCGAAAGAAGUGAAUAUAAGAAGACGAAAAAGGAGUGUGUUGGGGGCAAUGACAACGUCGACAAUUAAGCCAACGGGCGGCGAGGAAGUGCCGCCGGCGGGGGUGGUGGGCGGUGUGGGCGAUGUCGCUGAUGUGGGAGUGGCCGCCAGCCUGACCAAACGGGACUCCGAGGAGGAUACGUGGGCAUCCAAGGGGUACAACUACAUCAAUCCGUUUGUCCAUCGCAUCGAAAUCGACAGUCACAUUGAGGUGGCCAAGAUCUAUGUGCUGACAGUGCUGCUCCUGCCCAUCCGCGUGGUGGGCUGCGUCCUGUCCCUGAUCUCCGCGUGGAUGUUCGCCUGCAUUGGCCUCUAUGGAAUGACCCUGGAUGAUCUCAAGGCGAAACCCCUCACCGGCUGGCGGAAACAAAUGCAAUGCAUGACGGCCCGUGGGAUGCGCAUGGUGUACACCUUUGGAUCGUUUCACUAUGUGACCAUGAAGGGUCGAGCGGCGACAGCGAAAGAGGCACCCAUUCUGGUGGUGGCACCGCACUCCUCCUACGUGGACUCCAUCCUGGUCGUGGCCAGUGGCCCGCCCUCGAUAGUGGCCAAGCGGGAGACGGCGGACAUUCCGCUGCUCGGAAAGAUCAUCAACUAUGCGCAGCCCAUCUAUGUGCAGCGCGAGGAUCCCAAUUCGCGCCAGAACACCAUCCGUGACAUUGUCGACCGCGCACGCUCCACAGACGACUGGCCACAGGUGGUCAUCUUUGCCGAGGGCACCUGCACCAAUCGCACGGCACUGAUUAAGUUCAAACCGGGCGCAUUCUAUCCGGGCGUGCCCGUCCAGCCGGUGCUUCUCAAGUAUCCGAAUAAAUAUGACACCUUCACCUGGACCUGGGACGGACCUGGAGUAUUACGCCUUCUCUGGCUGACGAUGACGCAGUUCUAUAACCGCUGCGAGAUCGAAUAUCUGCCCGUGUAUACGCCAUCGGAGGACGAGGUGGCCGAUGCCAAUCUGUAUGCCAACAAUGUGCGCGAGGUGAUGGCCAAGGCCUUGGGUGUGCCCACCUCGGAUUAUUCGUUUGAGGAUGUGAUUGUGAUGAGCCGAGCCCGCGACAUGAAGAUUCCCUUCCCCGGCGACAUCGUGGAGAUCGAGCGCACCAUCGAGAAACUGGGCCUGAUCGCGAGCCAACGCGAUGCGGAACUGUGCAAGAACUUCCUCCGUCUGUCCAACACGGAUAGGUUGGACAUCAUCACGUUUGGCGAGCUGCUCCAGGUGGAUCUCAAGAACACCAAUCUGCACAAGCUGUUUGCCCUGCUGGAUCACCGUCGUGCGGGCACAGUGAGUUUGAAGAGCUUCCUGCUUUGUUCCCUCUUCUGCAAAUUGAAGAAUUCCGAUCUUUUGACCUUCCUGCGUGCCCUUAUCCACAUCUACAGCGAAUCCAGUCAGCAAAUCGACAGGGAAAGUUUUGUGCGAUUGAUGAGACACGCUGGCGGCAAACUGAAUGAACAAAAGGCCCAGGCGCUCUUCUAUGCUCUGGAUACCGACAACCUGGGCUACAUCUCCUUCGAUUCCUUUGCGGAGCUUACGGAGAAGCAGAAAUCGAGCUAUAAGUUUCUCUAUCACAAAUCGGAGCACAUACGGCGACCGAAGGCAGUUACAACGCCCGAGAAUUGAAGAUCUGGAGCACGUUUUUGCUGUUUCACAGGAAAUUGAUUCAAGCUGGAGGAAGACGCGGAGUUGUAACCAAGAGAAAUACCCAACCUAAGCAGAAUGUUCAACCGUCGAGUGUAUAUUUUUAAUAUUUAUUUAUCGUGUAACGCGUGUCCCCGGCACCCAUAUAUUGUAAUUAAUAUAAUUUUUAUUAUUAUUACCAUAGUUUCUUGUGUACAAAUGCUCACAGCACAGAGAUCCGGAUCUGAUUGCGCCCAGCUUUGUUAUUAUUUAUACUCGGACUCUUAACGCAAGUCAUUUCAUCUUUGUGAUUCUUAUUAUACACACCUACGUUAUAUAUACACAACUAAAAACUUAGAGGAUAUAUAAACAAGUAUGUAUCUUAUGUAGAGGCAGGCAAAGCAACCAUCAAGCCCUUGAAUAUUUCCUAUAUCCACGGCCAAAAAGAGAAACCACAAAGAAUUGUAUGGCUAUCCAUAGGUAUAAGACAUAACAGCAGACCCAGCCAACGAAGCUCUCCUUCGAUCCCACUCACUAAACACCACCAAGACCAAACAGAACAACGGAACUGCGAUCGAAAUCGAUCAUAAACACCACUAACCAAGUAAAACUGAACCACCCACCACCACGCGAAGGAAAACUAUUGUAAAACCAGCCUCAUUUAGAAAAGAUAAAGAACAAUGUCACAACAACCCAUGUAAAUGCUUUCUAAAAUGGACUAAACUCAACUAAAUUGAAUGCACGAUCUUUUAUACGAGACUUGCUUAAAAUACUUUAACAAAUCGAUUGUAUAUUUCCUAGACUAUAUAAUUGGAUAAUUGCACGGUUGUAAUACUUUGAAUAACUUCUUGGUUUGUGUUAAACUCUUUUGCAUAAUUUCAUAAUGCUGAAUUUGAAUUUAAGGAUCUCCGAUCUGUUUUAUGUGAAACCCUCAGAUCUAUAGUUCCUCAGAGCGAAUGCUAUGCCAUUUGGUUAUUAAACAUUUCUUGUGCAUUUUGUAACCCACACGGCCAACUUAACUACACUUCAGACCAGCACCUGGCACUUUGGAGAGCAGAGAUCUAUGCAGAGCACAGCCUGUACUUAAGUCAAGCAUCUUGGGCACACCCCAACCUCAUACACAGUCUGUUCUAUACAUGUUAUAAACUUAAAAAUGAAAACACACACACACACACAACCACUAAGAAGCACCUGUAAUUGCGUAAUUGUAAAGAAUAUCUGCAAUAGGAAAACGGCUCUUUCGAAACGAUUGUGCUUUCGAGAGGGCGAACAGGAGAACUCCUCUGUAGUUUUUACAUUUUGAAAGAAACUAAAACUAACCCUAAGCUAAACGAUCUAAUUUAUGUGCUAUUGUAAUAGAUAUUAUUAGCGUCCUAAGCCAGCACCCUGAGCAAAUCCAAAUCGGCCGAGAAAUCUGCUCAAAAAAAAAAAAGAAAAAACAAAAUAUAUAGAUAUAUAUAUAUGUGUGUACGAUUUUAAA
Molecule: messenger RNA, 3394 nt
Organism: Drosophila santomea
Lineage: Eukaryota; Metazoa; Arthropoda; Insecta; Diptera; Drosophilidae
Gene: LPCAT
Product: lysophosphatidylcholine acyltransferase
Exons: 8
Coding region: 310-1917 (535 amino acids)
Molecular function (GO): calcium ion binding
Source: RefSeq, a predicted model, not a curated record